Tripterygium wilfordii is the source of this 2127-nucleotide messenger RNA. Its product is annotated as U11/U12 small nuclear ribonucleoprotein 59 kDa protein. The transcript is spliced from 10 exons. NCBI's taxonomy places the organism in Eukaryota, Viridiplantae, Streptophyta, Magnoliopsida, Celastrales, Celastraceae. The record is from RefSeq and is a predicted model, not a curated record. The coding region runs from base 384 to 1595 and encodes 403 amino acids.
CUACUAGCAGCCCUCCAAUCCCAAUUCCCAAAUCCCAACACCUGCUCCACCAAAGCCCGCCACCACCUCCAAUCCCUAUUCCCUAUCCCUCCAAGCCCACCACCAGCUCCACCUCCACGGCUCCACCUCCACCUCCAAACCUUGCUCCACCAGGCAACAACUUCUCAUCAUCAAAAUAACCAAUUCUAGCAACUAGUUGUUGUAGCAAACCAAACAAGAACACCAAAAACAACCUUGUUAGGACACCAAACAAGAACCCAACGCUAAAGGCCACCGUCUCGAUCGGGCUCGCUGGACGUCUGAAUCGGAGCCCUUUCGAUCUGGUGGUUUUUCAACGUGUAUCUCUUCAUGUCUAAUUGAUGAAGUGGUCAGCUUGAUUAGCAAUGAAUCCAAUCCAUUUUCAUGCUGCACCUCCGCCUUCUUGGUUUCCAACACUACCACCCGACCCACCAACAUCAAGUUCUUAUUGGGGGUCCAAGAAUAUGCAGGAUCAGCUGACGGAAUUGCAGGAUUCUCUUAGACUGGCACAAGCAAUGCAAAAGGAGCUUGAGAUGUUGAAAAUGAUUAAAUGUGCUAAAGAGUCUGGAGUAGAUACUAAAAGUUGCAUGACUGACCCUAAGGUUGGUGGAUAUUUCAAAUAUCUUGAAGAAAGGAAAAUUAAUUUGGAGUGCCAAGAAUCACUUUCAAUGAAAGCUGCCUUCUCAAUGAUGGCAAAACUGAGGGCUGAGCUGGAGCCAUUUAAAUCUAUCUUAGAUGAGAGAAGUCCAUGGGAGGAGAAAUCCGUUGUGGCUAGAUUGGCUAAUAAAAUGCACAAGUCCAAGCGAAACAAACUUUGGAAUAAGAGAAAGAGGAAGUGCAUUGCAGAAUCCUUUGCAAAGGAGCGUGAAAAUUUUGAUGAGGCUGAUCGAAAAGCUGAUGCGUGGAGGGCUAGGGAGAUUGCCAAGGAUAUUGCCAAGAGCAAGGUGGAAAAGAUGAAGCAAAUCGGAAAGCUUAAAGCUAUGGAGGAGAGAAGAAAAUUGGAAUCUGAGCUUGAGCUGGUUUUGAUUGUUGAGAAAUUGCAAGAAUUGCAGUCCAUCAGAAUCAAUAAAUUGAAAAAACAAGGGCAUUUUCUCCCAGAGGAGGAUGAUAAGUUUCUUGAGAGAGUUCGCGCUGCAGUUGAGGAGGAGGAGGAGCAGCAAGCUACAGCUGAUACUGAAGCUGCUCAGGAGGAUGUUGCAACUGCUGAAGUUUCUGGGAAAAAUGUCGAAGAUUGUGAACCUGUGUCAAACGAUAUCAACAGUGAUAAUGAUGAUGGUGGAACUGAGGAACAUGCUGAAGAUAAUAAAAUCUCUAGCUCAGGUUCUGGCAAGGAAGUGCAAGAAAAAUUAUGUAUAGGACAGGUUUAUGGUGGAGCACAUGAUUCCAUUCAGAAUCUACCCAUGGAAUUCUACCACUAUUACCAUGGAAGCAAUAAUGACAUGGGCACACUUAUCGAGGUUAGAAGAACAUGGGAUGCAUAUGUACGGCCGGGAGGAAGCCGCAUACCAGGGCACUGGGUUCAGCCACCACCACCUGCAGAUGAAAUAUGGGCAUCUUACCUUGUGGAACCUAAAUGAAAAACAUGAAGUUGGUAUGGUUAGCUGCAUGACUUGCUGGCGGCAUUCUGUUCACUCCCCAUUAAUAAGAUGUGUGAUCAUUCCAUUUUUGACCUCUUUCACACCAUCUUCACGCCAGUCAUGUUGAUAUGAUAUUGUUAGGAGAUGACAAUUCUGGUAACACGUUUGAGUGUUUGAUCUUCCAUGAAGCUGGCACCGAGUAGCCCGUCACAAGCAAUAUGAUGAUAAAUGACUGAACUGAAAAGUGGGAUGGAACCGGGCACUGAAGUUGGACGGUGGCUGUGGGAAAUGCAGCGAGCGAGGAGCAUGGGAAUAUGUUUGUGCCAAAUAAAGCUGUUUGGAAGUCGAGUAUGAUGGGAAAAACAUCACCUGCCAUCAAUAUUCCCUUGGUUAUGCCAAGCAACAAAUACGAUUUUGUAAAAUGAAAAACGUAGACUCUUCUUUUAACUGGAUUAAAAUGGAUUCUAAAUCUCAAUCACCCGUUUGUUCAAAUUUCAGGUUUUAUGAUGAUUGCUAAAUUUGCUUGCGGUAA